UCGGCUAUCAGGUAGUUCACAGUGAGAUCUGACCUGAGAUCAGUGUGAGAGUGGAGGACAAAGGGAGGCUGACACACAGGAUGUUGUUACCUGCUUCACAGAAAGAAUAAGACGGAGAAUUACCAACAGCGAGCAUAGAGUCCAGGUCCAGAUGUCUUCAGGAGUUGGUUCUGCCGCCAGGUUCGACCGGGUGCGGGAGGUCCCACACUAUGAUCAGGUCCCUUUGGGCUCCUCCUGGCGUGACUCUGAUUUUCCUCCUCCCCCGUCGUCCUUACAUGGGACACUGCCUGCCCUGAGCUUAGACCCCCUUCCCCCUCCCCCUCUGCCUGAACAGCCAGCUGUGGGACCCGAAUCCUAUUACCCCCCCAGCGAUGGCGAACCGAUGGACCCAGACAGUGAGGUCAUGGACAUUAAGCCAGUCCACCGCUUCAUCCCCGACUCUGUCAAGAACUUCUUCCGUGGCAGUAAUCGCAGCAAUAAGAUCGAUGAAUGCCACACCACGGCAGGAGUCCCCUGCUCACCCCCCCACUCUGCCCCUCCGUCUCCGUCUCUUCCAGGGUCCUAUCGGGACCCGUACGGUGGCUCCGGGGGCAGCUACACCUCUCAGAAGGAGCGAGACGGGCUGCUGUUGGGCGCAGAGGCACUUGACUCGGCAUCUGCAGUGCCCACCACUCUCUCAGCUCUGACCUACCAUGAGCGGGUGGAGGAGUACCACCAGCGCUACGCCUACAUGAAGUCCUGGGCCGGCCUGCUGAGGAUCCUGGGCUGCGUUCAGCUGCUGCUGGGCGGUGCUGUGUUCGCCUGCGUCUGCGCUUACGUUCAUAAGGACAACGAGUGGUUCAACAUGUACGGAUACUCCCAGCCGCAGCUGUUUGGGGGGCUCGGUGGAGGUGCUGGUGCGUAUGGAUAUGGGGGCGGGUACUACACGGGCCCCAAGACGCCUUUUAUCCUGGUGGUGGCAGGCCUUGCGUGGAUUGUGACUGUUAUUCUCGUAGUUAUUGGGAUGACUUUAUACUACAGAGCCAUCCUUCUAGACUCGUCCUGGUGGCCCCUCACAGAGUGCUCCAUCAACCUGGUCCUGGCUGUGCUCUAUUUAGCAGCAGGCAUAGUGUACGUGAGGGACACCACUCGAGGAGGGCUGUGCAACAUGCCCGUCUUCAAUAACGGGAUAAACGGGGCGUUUUGUCGGACCGAGGCCGGCCAGACUGCGGCCAUCGUCUUCCUCUUCAUCAACAUGGUGCUCUACUUCAUCAGCGCAGGAGUGUGUCUGAAGCUGUGGAGGCACGAAGCAGCCAGGAUGAGGAAGGAGGGGCUGGCACAAGAGAUGAAAACAAUUGGAUCAUCAGUCCCUCUGUCCAUACUCGGUGCGGGCUCCAGGACCUCAGAGCAGACUCCUCCCCCCACCAUCCAGCCAGACAUCAUGGACGCUGCUAACAGCUCCGAAGCUGCUCCUCUGAGGGCGAUGGAGCCAGAGAUCCUAAGAGGUCACAUACCAGCAGGGCACAUCCCCAAACCUGUCGUUAUAGCAGACUAUGUGGCGAAGUAUCCCAGCAUCCACUCGGAGGAGGAGAGGGACCAGUACAAGGCUGUGUUCAAUGACCAGUACGCCGAGUACAAGGAGCUGCACGCUGAGGUACAAGCCAUGGCCAAGAAGUUUGAAGAGAUGGACGAGCUGAUGCAUAACCUUCCCGCCCGACCCUCCAGCCAAAUGGAGAAGGAGCGGAUCAACAGCAUAUUGAUGGAAUAUCAAAGGAAGAAAGCUGACCCAACGUAUUUGGAAAAGAGGGAGAGGUGUGAGUACCUAAAGAACAAGCUCUCUCAUAUCAAACAGAAGAUUCACGAGUACAACAAGCUCAUGGAAUAAAACAACAGCAACCAAACUAUGCCGAGCAACAACAAACACAGCCCGCCGCCGUACCAGCCAAAUGGCAGCAAACACCACAGCAGCAGACACCGGCACAGCGAGCUCAUGUCCAACCCGGCCUUCUCCUACUACCCAGGAGAGAAGAUGCUUCACUUCUACCGCUGGACUUCACCACCCGGUGUGAUGAAGAUCUUGUGUAUCAUCAUCAUCAUCAUGUGUGUGGCUGUGUUUGCCUGUGUGGCCUCCACACUGGCCUGGGACUACGAUAUGAGCCUCAUGGGUCUGGGAGGCGGAGCUGGCUUGUUGCCAGGUUAUGGCGGCACAUACGGUGGCACAUAUGGCGGUGGUGGUGGUGUGUUUGGCGGCUCUUAUGGCAGCAGUUACGGCAGUGGAUAUGGAGGCGGGAUUGGCUCUGGCAUUGGCGGUUCGUAUGGCUAUGGAGGAACACAGAUGGACCCCAGAGCGGGCAAAGGCUUCAUCAUCGCCAUCUCCGCCAUUACCUUCAUAGCUGUGCUCAUCAUAUUUGUGUUGGUUGUUUCGAGGCAAAACGCUGCCCGCUCCUCAAAGUUCUACCUUGCAACCAUCAUCAUCUGUGCCAUCUUGGCAUUUUUGAUGAUCAUUGCCACUAUUGUGUACCUGGUGGCAGUGAACCCAACAGCCCAGUCCACAGGGUCUGUUGCCUAUAGCCAGAUCCGCCAGCUGUGUGCCCAGUACCAGAACCAGAACCAGGCCCAGGGAAUCUUCCUCAAUCAGUACCUCUACCAUUACUGCGUGGUGGAACCCCAAGAGGCCAUAGCUAUCGUCCUGGGCUUCCUGGUGUUUGUUGCCCUCAUCAUCCUGCUGGUGUUUGCAGUCAAGACUCGCAACAAGAUCAGGCGCUGGGGCCGAGAUCGCAUUCUGUGGGAGGAAGUGAAGGUUGUCAAUGAUGGUCUGCAUAACAGCGUUGGAGAGUGGGUGAAAAACGUGUCUGGUGAGCCAGAUGUGCUGGUGAAUGAUGCUAAUCCCAAAGUUAGGGGCUCCAGAGACUAUCUGGACCACCUGGACAACAACAAGCCUCUUUACCUGCCAGGAGACUCUGACAUUAGCAGCUCUGUGGACGGCCUAAAGCCCCGGCUGAAGGACUAUGACACUGGUGUGGAGUCUGGAGACGACCUGGAGGAGGAGGACUUCUCUGUUUUGUUUCCUACCAUUUUGGAUGAGCAAGAGCGUCUGAUUUACAAACGGGAAUUUGACCAGGAUCACCGGGAGUACAAGAGCAUGCAGGCUGAGCUGGACAGCAUAAACCAGGACCUGGCCGACCUGGACAGAGAGAUGCACCAACACCCCGAGGGCAGUCCACAGUUCCUGGAUGCCAUGGAUGAAUACAUCAAACUAAAGAAUCUUAAGAAGUCCCCAGAGUACCACAUUAAGAAGAAGAGGUGUAAAUAUCUCAGGUCCAAACUGUCACACAUCAAGAGGAAGAUCAGUGAGUACGACCGCCGGCCCUGAAUCCUCACCUCUGGCCCCCCCCGACUUUGUAUCAAGCCAAUCCACUGUGAUUUUUUUUCUCCAGAGGAGAGGGGUGAAGGAUAUGUGGGUUUAUUUUUUACUAUUGUCUUUGAUCAAUUAUUCAACCUCUGUUGGUUUUAUGAAGAACUACUCAGGUGUAUAAUGAGUAUUUUAUUUUGAAGUCAGUGAGAGAUGUGUUAUGAAAUGAUUUUGUUUCAGUACUUGUUAUGAAGCAGUUAUUGUGCUUCUUUUUAGCCUUUUUAAAGAUGUUUGUGAAGUUUGAAGUUUGUGACUUUUAUGUACAAUGAAGGCACAGCUAAGAUGAAUGUGCUUGGCUGCGUUGAAUCACUGGACACUCACCCAGCACCCCCUUGUAAAUAAUGUUAAUUUUUAGACUUUGAAGCAAUUUUAUUUGUUUAUAGUAAGCUUUUUUAGUGUUUUAAGUGUCUGCAAAUAGUGAAACAUAUUUGUGAUUGUACGUUUUUGAUGACAACCUUUUGUCCGAUGGAUAUUAAAAGGAAAAGCCCAAGUGUAACAAAAUGUCUAAUAAUGGCUCAGUUCCCUUAAGAUUUUCCAAAUAACAUUUGUCCAACAUUUUUUUUACUGUAAUGAAUUUAAUUUCUCAUUUCAUUGUUAUUCAAAAGCAAAUGAUCAAAGUCUCUCACCCUGUAUUUUUUUAUUCUGCAGAUUUUCAUAAAUGAAAAUGAUGCGUGUAUUUUUUGGUGUGCAAUCCAUAGACUGUAUAAGGUGCAAUCACAAGUUUAUAUCCGUUUCUAUAAGAUAUGUUUUGGAGAACACAGGAAUGUAAACUAUCAAUAAAUAAAAACUUAUUGCCCUAA
Plectropomus leopardus (leopard coralgrouper) is the source of this 4191-nucleotide messenger RNA. NCBI's taxonomy places the organism in Eukaryota, Metazoa, Chordata, Actinopteri, Perciformes, Serranidae. The record is from RefSeq and is a predicted model, not a curated record.